CCCAUCGAUCCUCCCGUCCGUCCUCCCGCCGCCCCCGCCGCCGCUGGCCAGAUCCUUCAGGCGGCCUUAGAAAAUAUGCGUCAGAGACAGAGGAGCUGAAAAUGUUCAAAAGGCUUCUGGAUUCUCUCCCUUCUUUUCCUGCCCUUCCAGCCCCCUUGCCUGACUUGGAUGAUGUGAUCUUCAGAGGGAUUCUGUAAUCCAAGACACUCCUCAGCCAGGCACAUCUACAAAAGAUUGCAUUCCUAACUCAAGAUGGCCAGCCAGCCCCUGGAAGAGCCUGUGGAGGCUCAGGUCUCAGACGAGCUAGAGUGCAAGAUCUGUUACAACCGGUACAACCUGAAGCAGAGGAAGCCCAAGGUCCUGGAGUGUUGUCACAGGGUGUGUGCCAAAUGCCUCUACAAGAUCAUAGACUUUGGGGACUCUCCCCAAGGCGUCAUCGUCUGUCCGUUCUGCAGGUUCGAGACGUGCCUGCCGGAUGAUGAAGUGAGCAGCCUGCCCGAUGACAACAACAUCCUCGUAAACUUGACUUGUGGAGGCAAAGGGAAGAAAUGUCUGCCUGAGAACCCCACUGAGCUGCUGCUCACCCCCAAGAGGCUGGCUUCCCUCGUCAGUCCUUCCCACACCUCCUCCAACUGCUUGGUUAUCACCAUCAUGGAGGUGCAGAGGGAGAGCUCCCCCUCUCUCAGCUCCACCCCUGUGGUAGAAUUCUACAGGCCGGCAAGUUUCGACUCUGUCACCACCGUGUCCCACAACUGGACAGUGUGGAACUGCACCUCCCUGCUCUUUCAGACGUCCAUCCGGGUGUUAGUGUGGCUGCUAGGGUUGCUGUACUUCAGCUCCUUGCCCUUAGGGAUCUACUUACUGGUGUCUAAGAAGGUCACCCUUGGGGUGGUCUUCGUUAGCCUCGUCCCCUCUAGCCUUGUCAUCCUUAUGGUAUACGGGUUUUGCCAAUGCGUCUGUCACGAAUUUCUGGACUGUAUGGCGCUUCCUUCUUAAUCAAUGUUCAAAAUAGGAAAUUUGGCACAUGUGGCUAUGUUCAAAUGAUGUACGAUCCAAUUUGCUUUCUUUUGUAUUCUCUAUGACGAGUGUCUAAACCUCAACAAAGCCCUUGGCCAUACGUCUGUGGUCCGUUUUCCAUCCAGAUGUUGGCUUGGUGGGUUUUCCUGGAUUCUGAAAUUUUUUUUUUUUUAAAGUGCACUCCCAUGUAGGGGUUAGCCAAGACGCAAAGCUGGGUGUGGCAUAGCUUUCCUGGCCCUCUGAUAGCUGUGAGGUGUCUCGGUGCAAAGCUAGGAUCCCAGUGAGUGCCUUCAGCAGGUGCCAGGCCAGGCGUGUUACCCUGUGGCAGGGUCUUUGUGAAACUCUAGGGCAUGAAUGAAGUCCUCCUUGAAGUUAAGGGCAUCCGGGAUGGUAGGUAGAUGUCAGAGGUAGGUUGCUCUAAAACACACGGAUGCGGCCCCCGUUCUCCCAACGCUGGAGCCCCUAAUCAUCUUCAGGUGCUUUCUCUCUAAAGGUGAUACUUCUCUGAGAUACUUCUCUCGGGUCCAUUUCUCUUCUGCAGUCCCGCCUGCCCCAGGUUCCCUCAGUCUUAUCCCCUUGGGCAUGUUGCUAUAGAAGAUGGACAACUCUGAGGAGUUUGCAUGGACGUAGACCUCAUGCCAGGGCAUGGCCUUUUGUCUUCAACACAGGCAUUUUCUUCAUCUGUGUUUUCUUCCCAGGCAUCCCUGGGUAGAUCUGAGCAGUUUUUGCAUGUGAAAAUAUUCACUGAAGUAAUUCCGUAAGGCAUUUUAGUUUGGUUUGAUUUCUAACCACAUUCCUUCACCAGCCCCAUCCCUCAUCCUGAACAAAGUUCCAUUUAAGUGAGUUGUUACCAGUUUAUGGAGGUUUUGUUUUCUCCCCCUUGUUUUAGAAAUGUGCUCAGGGCUGACUUUGCUGACCUCUGCAGCAUGCUGGGGGAACCCGUGAAGGUGAAAACCCAGCCACAGGCCACCAGCUGCUCUCAGCCUAGGCCCUGAGAACCCAAGUGGGCCACACGUUUAUGUUGAGAUUCAUGUCCAAUGGAAGUCCAGGCAAAGGAGAAGGUGAAGCCAUGCCAACGUGAUGCCUGGCUCAAAGAGGCACAUUAAUGGAGUGAAGUGAAGGUGGCCAAGUAGCUAACUCCUGGCUACCUGAUAUCCAGUCAGUUUGAGGAUCAAUUUGAGUCCUUAAACUUAUUUUCCACAAAAACAUAAGCUAUGUAUCUUAAGUAUGGACUCCUUUUCCUGAAGUGGUGAUGGGGCAGGGGUGGUGUUGAAUGUAUAUAUUUAUGGGACUAGAUUGUCUAGUAGGCCUUAGAUCGGGGGGAUAGAAUGUUCACAGAAACUAGGCCAAAAGGGGAAAGAAUGCUUCUUAGUCUCUGAGACUCAUUAUUGAUGACUUAACAAUAUUAUACUCAAUAAUGCUUAGCAAAGGGCUUUGCCAAGACUUUGUUAACUUGUUUGUGGUGAAAUAUUUGUUGCGUGAAAUAGUUGCAGGGGGCCAGCUUUAGACUCUGUAUUGAGGGAAAAUGGGUACUUAUCUUGAAUAGGAGUUUUACUUUAGUUGUGUAACUACUGACUUUGAGAAAAUGUAUGCCCAAGGCACAUGUAAUGAGAAAGUUAUGUGGGCUGUGAGCCAAUGAAACUGAAACCCCAACUCAGAGCUAAAUACACUUAUGAUUCCAGAAACCCUAGUUUUAGGUAGUAUCGUGGAUGAGGUUUCCAGAAUUCCAUUUGUACUUUGAGUAAAUACAACAUUUAAGAGGUUUUGUGGUUUGGAUUUAUAUAUUUGUAAGGUUUCCUUUUUAAGAUGCUCAUUUUGUCUGAACUGUGAUGUCGAGUGAGCUGCUGAGUUACUGCAAUGGAGAUUUCCAGAAGGCUCUGGAUCAACUCUGUGUUUUGCUACUUUGUGUGAUAUCUGCAGUGCUGAAGUUGUUUUUGUAUGUGCUGUGGCAAUAUUUUUCUUAAUGUCAAUGUGUUGAUUUGGUUUUAAAGAGUUUUAAAUGUUUGCCAGAAACAAAACAACAUAACUCUCCAUGCUGUUGAAUGGAAAGGGCAAUUUACUGUUGUAUUCCCGAUGCUAAUAUUUUC
Molecule: messenger RNA, 3104 nt
Organism: Psammomys obesus (fat sand rat)
Lineage: Eukaryota; Metazoa; Chordata; Mammalia; Rodentia; Muridae
Gene: Rnf182
Product: ring finger protein 182
Exons: 2
Coding region: 253-996 (247 amino acids)
Source: RefSeq, a predicted model, not a curated record